Messenger RNA from Dichotomopilus funicola, 4827 nucleotides. RefSeq names its product dicer-like protein 1. Gene Ontology annotation, molecular function: ribonuclease III activity; RNA binding; DNA binding. Gene Ontology annotation, biological process: siRNA processing. Lineage: Eukaryota; Fungi; Ascomycota; Sordariomycetes; Sordariales; Chaetomiaceae. The transcript has 4 exons. Bases 1 to 4827 code for a protein of 1608 amino acids. The record is from RefSeq and is a predicted model, not a curated record. Gene Ontology annotation, cellular component: RISC complex; cytoplasm; nucleus.
AUGGACACAGAAAUGAGAGAUGCGGCGAUCCACCCGCCGCAGACCCAAGUGUCCGCUGAGGUAGAUAUGAUGGACAUUGAUGGCCCAGUCGUGACAAGUGUUUCGGCGGGACCCACGAGUGCCCCGGAAGAGGAAGAUGAUUUGGCCAAUGCCGACGAUACUGACCGGGAAGACGAAGAACAAGACGAAGAGCAAGACGGCACAAAGAAGCUGAUUGUCAAUCCCGCACCCAAACCACGCAAGAUUUCGGAGCGCAAACGAGCAGACCAUGCAGCGUUCGAGGAGUGGAUCGAAGAGAAUCAAGAAACCUUCGCCAAGGGCGUGGAAAAGCUCGUCGUCGCCGACGAUGUCAAGUCAUUCCAGACCCUGAUCCGGGACUUUGAGAACAAGCGGAUCAUCUCGAGCCCGCGCGACUACCAGCUGGAGCUGUUUGAGCUGGCCAAGAAGCAGAAUACCAUCGCCGUGCUUGACACAGGUUCGGGCAAGACCCUGAUUGCGGCCCUGCUGCUUCGCUGGACGAUCCAGGCCGAGCUGGAGAACCGGUCCAAGGGCGCGCCAAAACGUAUUGCUUUCUUUUUGGUCGACAAGGUUGCGCUGGUGUUCCAACAGCACGCGGUGUUGACGUGCAAUCUGGACUACCCGGUGGAGAAGUUCUGCGGGGACAUGGUCGAGGACGUGUCCAAGGCGUUUUGGGAGAAGACGUUUUCUGAGAACAUGGCGAUUGUCUGCACCGCCGAGAUCCUGUAUCAAUGCCUGACGCAUUCGUAUAUCCGGAUGCAGGAGAUCAACCUGCUGGUGUUCGAUGAGGCACACCAUACCAAGAAGAACCACCCGUACGCACGCAUCAUCAAGGACUUCUACAUCGAGGUCGAGGACCAGGACCAACGGCCGCGCAUUCUCGGCAUGACUGCCUCGCCCGUGGACGCGCAGAUCGACCCCAAGGUGGCGGCAGCCGAACUCGAGGCGUUGUUGCACAGCCAGAUCGCGACGGUGGCUGACCCGGCUGCGCUGCAAAACAGCAGCAGCCGGAUCAAGCGUGAGGUGAUGGUUGAGUAUGCACGACGGCCGCCCAACUGGGAGACGGAGCUCAACCAGGCCAUCGGCAAGUUGGUCGGAGAGUUCCGGGUGUUCCAGAAGCCGCUGGCGUUCACGACCAGGGCCGCGGCUGAACUGGGUCCGUGGUGUGCGGAUCGGUACUGGCAGCUGUACUUUGAAGACGAAGACAGUAUCCGGCACGAGUCCAAGGCGGAGCGGGAGAUCCUACGGCAGUCGGCGUACAGCAUGGGCAUGAGCGAGAAGAUCGACAAGGUCAAGGAGGCGCACGGUCUGGUGAAGCAGCACCAGUUUGCGCGACCGAGCCUGGAGCAGCUGUCGCACAAGGUCAGGAUGCUGCUGAAGAUCCUGCGGGACCAGUUUUCGAGCGUGGACCACGAUCGGCGCUGCAUUGUGUUUGUGAUGCAGCGGAACGUAGCGACGCUGCUGGUAGAUCUGCUAAAGCAGCCAGAGAUGAGGAUCCCUGGACUGGAGCCUGGUGUUUUGGUUGGGGGCGGUCGGCCUGAGGGAAGCCAUGACGGCUCCAAGGUGACGUAUCGCGACCAGGUCUUGACCAUCGUCAAGUUCAAGCGAGGCGAGAUCAACUGCGUGUUUGCCACCUCCGUAGCCGAGGAAGGGCUCGACAUUCCCGACUGCAACGUGGUCGUCCGAUACGACCUCAACACCACGCUGAUCCAAUACAUUCAGUCCCGCGGGCGGGCACGCCGAGCCGGGUCGGUCUACAUCCACAUGGCCGAGAGGGGCAACGUUGAACACUUGCAACGGCUACGGCAGAACCAGAACAGCGAGGACGCGCUGCGCAAGUUCUGCGAGGCCAUGCCCGAGGACCGGAAGCUGACGGGGAACAACUACAACAUGGACUACUUCCUGCGCAAGGAGAAGGGCCAGCGGCAGUAUACCGUACCAUCGACGGGGGCCAAGCUCAACUACAAGCAGAGCCUGAUUUGCCUGACUGCCUUCGUGGCCUCACUGCCGCACCCGCCCGAGGUCAAUCUCUCAGCCGACUACGCCGUGUUGUCCGUUCCAGGUGGCUACCAGGGCGAGGUGAUUCUACCAGAUGCUUCGCCUAUCCGCAACGCGACGGGGCGCAUCUAUGCGAACAAAGCGGUGGCCAAGUGUUCGGCGGCUUACGAGAUGUGCCUGAAGCUGAUCCAGGGCAAAUACCUGGACGAGCACCUCAAGCCCAUCUUCGCCAAGCAGCUCCCCGCAAUGCGCAAUGCCCGGCUGGCCGUCAGCUCCAAGAAGCGCGAGCAGUACAAGAUGCGCCUCAAGCCCGAGAUCUGGUCGGGGCGGGGCGAGCCUGUGGCGAUGUACAUCACAGUGUUGACGCUGGCCAGCCCAGAAGUGCUGGGUCGGCCAUCAGCACCGCUGCUGUUGCUAACGCGGCAGCCGGUACAGCAGGUCGCGUCGUUUCCGCUGUACUUUGGCGGCGGGAAGUCCUCCGCGGUUGAGUGUGUGUCGGUGCCUGGGCAAAUCGAGCUGGCAGUUUCGGAGAGCGAAGGCCUGACGACGUUCACGCUGGCGGUAUUCAAGGAUGUGUUCAGCAAGGAGUACGAGGCUACAGCGGCCGAUCUUCCGUACUUCUUAGCUCCGACCAAAUUGGGACACGGGGCCGAGAGAUUUGCGGCAGUUAGCGAGGUUGAUACCAAGAAAAUGGUGGACUGGGAGACGGUCAAGUAUGUGCAGGAGAACGAGCGGGUUCCGUACCGAUUCAACGAUGAACCGGACGCCUUCUUCCACGACAAGUUCGUCACGGACCCCUACGACGGCUCCCGCAAGUUCAUCCUACGUGGACGGCGCCACGACAUGAAACCGACCGACGCCGUACCACCCGGGAUCGUGGCGCCGGGACAUCGGGCGUGGCGUGUAACCUGCAAGGAACACGACAUCUCCAACUACAGUCUGAGCGCGUGGUCCAAGUCGCGCGCUCUGCUGGCCCCACGAGCGGAUCAGCCUGUAGUGGCGGCUGAGUUACUGUCGAUCCGGCGCAAUAUGCUGGACGACCGCGUGGACGAGCAAGAUUUGCAGCCACGGCCAUGCUUCCUGGUGCUGGAGCCCCUGAGGAUCUCUCCGCUGCCCGUGGACGUCGUCGCUAUGAUCUACCUGUUUCCGGCUAUCGUACACCGCAUUGACUCGAACCUGGUCGCCCUCGAAGCGUGCAAGAAGCUGGGUCUUGAGCUCCGGCCCGACCUAGCCCUCGAGGCAUUCACCAAGGAAGGCGACACGGGGGACCACGAGAACCAGAAUGAACACGAACACAACCUCGACAAGGUCGGCGCCGGGCAGGUCAACGCGCAGGGCGCCGGGCACAACUACGAGAGACUCGAGUUCCUCGGCGACUGCUUCCUCAAGAUGGCCACAACCAUCUCCAUCUUCACGUUGAUACCCGACAAGGGCGAGUUUGAGUACCAUGUUGAGCGCAUGCUCCUGAUCUGCAACCGGAAUCUGUUCAAUAACGCUUUGGACUUGCACCUCGAGGAGUACAUUCGCUCCAUGGCCUUUGACCGCCGUACCUGGUACCCCGAGGGACUCACCCUGAAACGCGGCAAGCACAAGGCCGACGCUUCCGGGGGACGCCAGCACGUCCUAGCCGACAAGACCAUUGCCGACGUGUGCGAGGCUCUCAUCGGUGCCGCCUACUUGACCGCCCAGGCCGGCGACCCCCCCGGAUUCGACCUCGCCAUCCGCACCGUGUCACUCCUCGUCCGAGACAAGAACCACGCCAUGGCGUCGUGGCCCGAGUACUACGCCGCGUACCAACCCCCGACCUGGCAGACCGCCCCAUGCAACUCGGCCCAGCUCGACAUGGCCGCCCGUUUUGCUGAGCGCAUGGGCUACACCUUCACCCACCCGCGCCUACUGCGCUCCGCUUUCCAACACCCGACCUACCCGUUCGCGUUCGAGUCCGUGCCGUCGUACCAGCGUCUCGAGUUUCUGGGGGAUGCCCUGCUGGACAUGGCCUGCAUCGACUUCCUGUUUCAUAGCUUCCCCAAGGCCGAUCCGCAGUGGCUCACCGAGCACAAGAUGGCCAUGGUAUCAAACCAGUUCCUGGGUUGUCUAGCCGUGUACCUAGGGUUCCACAAGUCGCUGCUGAUGUGCUCUGCUUCGCUGCAGGCUGAGGUGGGCGAGUAUGUUGCCGACGUCGAGCUAGCCUUGGAGGAAGCAAAGAAAAAGGCCGUUGCGGAAGGGAAGAGCGAAGACGACUUUGCGAAGGACUUCUGGCUGUCCAUCGGCAUCAACAGCAGCACUGCACCUGGCCCUUCUAGUCUCACCGCUGGUGCCGGUGGAGUUGGCCGUCGUCCUCCCAAGUGCCUACCCGACGUCCUCGAAGCCUACAUUGGCGCCUUAUUCGUCGACAGCUGCUACGACUUCUCCCUAAUCCGCCAGUUCUUCACCGCCCACAUCCGCCCUUUCUUCGAAAACAUGGCCCCCUACGAUACCUACGCCAACAACCACCCCAUCCCCUUCUUCGCGUCCCUCUUGCUCCAGCGCAUGGGCUGCACCGAGUGGCGCAUCCACGUCAAGGAGAUCCCAGCUUCGUCCGGUCCUGCGACGGGGGCGGCGGUGUUCAUGGCUGCGCCGCAGGUGGUGUGUGCUAUGCGCGUGCAUGGGUUGCCGCUGGCGCAUACAGUUGGGCAGAGUAGUCGGUAUGGGAGGGUGGCGGUUGCGAAGAAGGCGGCGAGGUUGUUGGAGGGGAUGGAUGUGGAGGGGUUUCGGAAGGGGUUUGGGUGUUCUUGUCGGGGGGUGGUAAACGGGGAGGGAAAGGGAGAGUAA